Molecule: messenger RNA, 861 nt
Organism: Erigeron canadensis
Lineage: Eukaryota; Viridiplantae; Streptophyta; Magnoliopsida; Asterales; Asteraceae
Product: non-specific lipid transfer protein GPI-anchored 12-like
Exons: 3
Coding region: 119-709 (196 amino acids)
Source: RefSeq, a predicted model, not a curated record
ACAUUACCAAAAUAAUUUGUACACCCUUUUAACACAUUAACUUUCCUUCCUACUCUUAUUUCCCAUCUAGCUUCCAUUAAUUUUAGCAUUACAACCACUACUAUAACGUUUUCUAACGAUGGUCAAAUCAAACACCGCCAUUGUGGUCGUCGCCAUGUUGGUGGGGGUCAUUUUUGCUGGGUUUCCAUGUUUUGAAGCCCAGUCCCCUAUGGCAGCACCAGUGAUGUCACCUGGGGUGCCAAUAGCGAUGGCACCCACUACUGAUUGUGUUACUGCGUUGACAAAUGUGUCAGACUGUUUGACCUUUGUUCAGGUUGGAAGUAACAUGACUGCUCCAGACAAAGCCUGUUGUCCGGAGUUUGCAGGGUUGCUAGAAAGCAACCCGAUGUGCUUGUGUCAGCUAGUUGGACAAGCCGAAAGCUUUGGAGUAGAUAUCGGUAGAGCGCUCAUGCUUCCUGAUGCUUGUAAAGUCGAAAUUCCUUCACUUGAUGCUUGCCCAGCACCCCCAGUAUCAGCACCCACACCUGCUGGCUCGGAAAGUGAAGCACCUGGACCUGCCGGAUCAACAGCAGCUGGUCCGACCGACGAAUCAGCGGCUAUGACUCCUGCAGGUAAUAGUGGUAGCAAUGGAGCUUCCAGCACGACAGUUCAUGAUAUUUCGACUUUCAUUUGCUUGGCAGUUGCUAUCUUCAUAGCAUAUUACUUUUAAUUUAAUUUAAUUAUUCUCUUCCACUAUAGACAUCUCAUGAUCCUUCACAUUUUGAUUAUAGUAUAUGUAAAAUUAUUUAAUUCACACAUUUGAUGCUUGAAAUGUACCAGAUCAAUAAUUAUAUGCAGUGAGUUUAUCUAUUUUUAUUAGCA